Messenger RNA from Paramecium tetraurelia, 1494 nucleotides. RefSeq lists its product as uncharacterized. NCBI's taxonomy places the organism in Eukaryota, Ciliophora, Oligohymenophorea, Peniculida, Parameciidae. The record is from RefSeq and is a predicted model, not a curated record. The transcript has 2 exons.
AUGAAUAAAUACACCUUAAAAUUCAGAGACAAAAAAAUUGAAGAAUAAUUUUAAUAAAUCCAUCAAAUCCCUACUAGAUAAAAACACAUAAAACUUAUUUCAGUAUUUUUCUUAGCUCUUUAAAUAUUUAAACUUAUAGCAAGUAUUUUACAGCAUUAGAAAGAAUAAAUGUAUAUUUUAAUCUUUUUAAUCGCGACAACUCUAGUAUUGUGCUUUGCCAAGAUCACGUCUAGCUUUUCCUCAAAUAUGGCUCUAUGUUUUAUCAAUCUAUCUUUCACUUUUUACACUGUUUAUUAUGAUCCAAAAGAUGAAAUCACUAAUUCCUACUAUAGGGGAGCUAACCAGAUGGUUUUCAAUAUUAUUAACAUCCUGCUUACCGACUUUUUAGAAUCAGCUCUCAUAACUAUGACUAUAUUUGCAACUAGAUCAAUUCAUGUAAUGCUUUAUGGAGAUAAACCUGAUAUCUCUUACUUUGUACUUGGAUUUAUUAUAAAUCUCUCAUUUCUAUACAUCAUAUACACUUAUCGUAGUGCCAUGCGUUCAUAGUACAUCCUCUCACGCACAGACAAGCAAUGGGAGAAUAUUCUCAAAUAAAUUAUUCAUGAUGAGUAGUAUUUAUUAAUAAACUUUGAUGUGGAAAAAUUAAAGUUUUCAAAAAUUUUAUCAAACUUUUUUAAAGAUGAACAGAGAAAUGAUUAAAUUGGUGAUUUUUUAAGAAACUCAUAUAUAAAUUAAGAAACCCUUGAGAACUAUUUAUUCAAUUAAAUAAAAUUAUUUCAGACUAAUUAUCAUGAUGUGUUCAAUAAAAUUAUCUCAUUAAAAUAUGAGAAAUUUCAUUUAUCAGUUUCCUAUUCAAUAUUCUAGGGUUCAAGACCAACAAUUUUGAUCCAGUUAGUAAAACAUCAGUAUAAUAAGGAAAUAUAAAGUUUGAUCAUCAAAACCUUAAUCAAUCUUAAACUACUGACUAAUUUAAUUAGAAUAAUUAAUGGAAAUUAAGAUUACAGCAAAGAUAAGUUCCAAAAAAUAGCCACAAUUCUCAUAUACUAAUAUUUCUAAGCUAAAUUACAUUCCAAGAGGUUUUCAUUCAAAAUUUGCAAUCUAAAAAAUAUCAUACUAGAUUUAAAAUAUUAUUUUUAUCCCAAUAGUAUGGUAAGAUUAUUAGAAAAUAAUGUUCAUUUGAAAACAAUACCAUGCAUUUUGAAGCUCCUUCUAUUGAUCGUAGUUGAAAGUUCAAUUAGUAGAGUUUUGUUCAUAAAAACACUCAAUAAGACAGGGUAGCAGAAUCAACUAAAAAUUCAUAGUACAUUUAAUGUUUAAAGCUUCAAAGUCAGAUAUCUGUAAUUUGAAUACUUUCUUUAAGCAAUUGUAAAAUCAAUCUCAAACGAUGAAAAAACAAUCGAAUUUGAGUUACAUCAGGAAUCUUUUCUACCUUAUUGUAAGCCAAUGUCUAUUAAAGGUUGUUAUUAUGAUUCCAAAAGGAAUAGAUUUGAUUGA